AUGCAUUUAUGUAUCCACUGCUCAAUAAACGUUCAGGAACAACAGAACCAAGCUUCUGCUUCUGCUACAUCUCAGUCUUCUGCCUCCGCCACAUCUCAAUCUUCAGAAAACCAGGAGAGCGCCACAACUUCUGGUGGAGUACAGAGCAGGGCACUAAUGAAUUUCCGCCUCAACUGGAACGCAAUCUACGAAUCAGAAGUUGGUCUGAAAAGAAAGUUGGAGAGAGGAAUGCGGCUGACUCCUGCAGAUCGAAUAGCUAUUGUUGCUGAAGUCGUAAAACAAGUAAGACACAAGGUUCCAGGGGCGACUAGAAAAACUUUCAAUACAAUUUACCAGGAACAAAUGAUCACGAAGCAUGAACAGUCUUUCCAAGAAACUCUUGGAGUAGCAGGCAAGGAAGGGUGUGCUGUUAAAAUCACUGGAGGAAUCCUUAAACAAAUGAAGGACAAGUUCGAUAAUGACAAGAAUAAGAAAACAUCCAACAGAACCCCAACAAGGAUGGAGGUGGAGCGUCCUCCUAUCAAAGAAGCAUACGGGUGUGUCAGAUGGGAAGUGGUUGACUAUCCGGAAGGUGAGGAUCAAGAAAGCCUGGAAGCAAAAAAGGUAUUAUUGCAAAAGCACUUCCAAAACAGAAGAACAAACGCUGCAGCCAGUCCCAGGGAAAUCAAAGACUUGAUGACAGUAACAUAUAAACACCAACGAGAUCUUAUUAAUUCAAAUGUGAAAGCAGCUCUACUAAAUCAAAGAGUAAGAAGAAGUAGGGGAAGACAGGCUGCAGAUGAGCAACAAGAAGAAUCUGAUGAGCCCUUGAUUACAAUUGCUCUCAUCAAAAAAGAAUUUCCCUACUUGUUUUGUUUUGUUGGUAUGGAGCUCCACCAUGAGCUUCUUACAGAUAUAAAUGUAUCAAAAGUAUUGGAUGAAUUUUGCAAUCAGGAGAGGGACAAAAUGUUACAGUUCUUUGCAACCAGCCACAACUUAGUAAUCCAAAGUAUUAAUAGAAAGCUUAACAGACAACUUGGCAAGGAAGGAUGCAAUGAAGAAUUUUCAAAGUUACUAGCUCUAAUUUGGAUGGUUGCUGUUGAGUUUAAAGAAGAUAUUAACUGCCUCAUCACUCUGGAUAAAGAGGAAAUUGACCUAGCAAAUUAUGAUACAACCACUUUGCAGCCAGCCCCUCAUCUGCUAGCCACAGGAGAAUCACUUUUGGCAGCUCGCAAGUUCUUAUUAACUAUUGACCAACGCUUUCUGUCCUCCCACACCAAUGUGGUUCAAACAAUAUGUUGCAUCUACAUGCCCUAUUUUAUUUUUAAUUUGAACUAUCCUGCCGGAUGUCAGGCGACCAUGGAAUUCAUACAAAGAUGCAUUUUCAAGCACAGUCCAGAAAAGGGUCACAAGAGGCCAACUUCAAGGGAUGAGGGUGGCAACUUUUCUACAACACCCACUCAUCCAUUAAUAUCUCGGCUGUUGAAGAAGUUAAAUGACCACCUGCAGGCAAGAGAAGGGGAGUCUUCAGAGGAAGAUUAG
Messenger RNA from Thrips palmi, 1521 nucleotides. RefSeq lists its product as uncharacterized. The transcript has 5 exons. Lineage: Eukaryota; Metazoa; Arthropoda; Insecta; Thysanoptera; Thripidae. The record is from RefSeq and is a predicted model, not a curated record. The coding region runs from base 1 to 1521 and encodes 506 amino acids.